This is a messenger RNA of Ustilaginoidea virens, 1947 nucleotides long. RefSeq lists its product as uncharacterized. The record is from RefSeq and is a predicted model, not a curated record. Bases 1 to 1947 code for a protein of 648 amino acids. Lineage: Eukaryota; Fungi; Ascomycota; Sordariomycetes; Hypocreales; Clavicipitaceae. Gene Ontology annotation, molecular function: zinc ion binding. The transcript is spliced from 2 exons.
AUGAACGAGCCCGAACAGUGCAUUAUAUGCUUGGAUCCGUUGCCGCACCCCUCGUCCUCGACUCUGCAACCGCCCGUGAACGGUCUUGGUCUUGCUGGCGCCGCCACCACACAGCCGACACAGGCAAAGGACACCACCACCACCACCACCACGGCCGUAGCUGAGGCCGUGGACGAGGAUGCCAGCCAUCUCGAUAUAGUUGCCGCCUUGGACGGCUGCGAGCAUGUCAUCCACGAUGCCUGCAUCAGGUCGUGGGCUCAGAAAACCAACACCUGUCCCAUUUGCAGAACGCCAUUCCACAGUGUUCGCGUCUACAACGGCGUAGAUGGAACUGCAUUAUCCACAUAUGGUGUCCAGGACAAGAAGCAAGUCGCCGAGUUCGACGUCCAGGCUUGGUUUGGCGACAACGCCGCGGAGGAGGAAGAGGAAGCCAACCCUUGUCCCAUAUGCAACUCGGCCGAGCGGGAAGAUAUCCUGCUCUUGUGCGAUAGCUGCGAUGCUGCCUAUCAUACUCAUUGCAUCGGUCUCGAUCGUAUCCCUGACGGCGACUGGUACUGCAUGGAAUGUGCUCACCUGUUCCGCCUCGCUGAGCACCCCUCCGACCGCGCCGACGCCGAACCCCAACCCGUCUCGCCGCGGCCGCAGCAUGUGCAGCGUCCCAACCCUCGAGAGGUGCGAGGCUUCCACGUGCGGACGCGGCAGCGCCUGCGGAGAGCCCGUAGGCAGGCCCGUAACGCAGAGUGGCAGGGCGCCUGGGGCCAGUUCUCUGGCCGCUUCUACGAAAUGAGCGACCUCGACCUCGACAACCACGAUGACGAAGAUGACGACCUGGAGCAGUUUCGCCGUUUCCAGCAGCUUGACCGUCGAGAGCUGCAGCGAUGGCAGCAGCGCAUGGAUAUUGCCAAUCGUCUCGGCGCUCGCGAGACUUUUGCCAGCACCAUCCCCCCUCGAAUCAGCGAGCGUCUGCAACCGGCCCCGCCGCCGCCUGUACAAGAGACUCGCGACGAGCGCCGCGCUUGGGGUGCUUUUGACCGUGUCCGAGACGCAGAAUCAAGCACCAACGGAAAUGGAAAUCCAAAUCGAAAGCGCAAGAGUCGGUCCGUCAGCGCGUCUCCGGCGGAACCGGUUCAAGAAGAGCCCGAGAGAAAACUGAAACGCCCACGGACCAGGCGGCUGCCCACACAGGCCGAGGCCUCUGCGUCUGCCGCGUCGCCCGCCACGUCCGGCCCGUCCAACGCCAGACCAGCAGCAGCAAACGGGACCUCGCAAGGAAACGGCCUCCUCCGCAGGGAGAGCACCACGCCUUUGGUAUCGUCGUUGCUCAAGGAGCUGGAGCCGAAUCCUCUUUCCGAGGACGAGACACCCAUCCUCACGCCAAACUGGCGAGCGCCUCCAGAAGCUUCAUCGCCAGCCAUCUCACCCUCGCCCUCAAAUCACAGCAGCCCUCGGGCGCUUUCCCUGACUCCACCGCCCCUCCCUAGCCUCGGGGGCCGGCCGACAUCCCCGACGCUAUCACUCAGUACUCAUAUAGAACCUCGAUACGCUCCUGCCAACUACUCCCCGACUCGGUCCAGUAGCGACCAUGCAGAACCCGAGCCGCGCCCAGCCAAAGUUGACUCGCGCCCACUCGAGCUGCGCCAGCCGCGGCCAAGACGAGCUCAUCAGGUCUCGACCGCCACCCGUUCAGAAGAAACCUCGCCGACAAGGUGGACAAUGACCCAGGAAGAAAAGAAGAGCAUCAACGACAUUGUCAAAACCGCCCUGCGACCUCACUGGCGGGCCCAGAGACUGACGACAGAACAGUACGCCACCAUCAAUCGCGACAUCUCGAGAAAACUUUACGACGAAGUAAAAAAUGUGUCGUCGCUCAACGAAGAGUCCCGACGAACGUGGGAGAUUAGAGCCACCCAAGAAGUGGCACAAGCAGUUGCCGAGCUUUCAGCUUGA